AUGGUAUUUUCCAACACAAAUCGACGAUCGAGUGUUCUAGUAGGGAAGCGUUCGAUGCAACUCUUCGAAGAAUCAGGAGAAAAAGAAUCGAAGUUUGUGAAAUUUAUUAUUAAUGUGUACAACAAAUGGGGUUUCUGGAUCACUCGUUAUUCUUGGCCUGCUAUGAUCUCUUGCCUAUUGAUUUCGAUGCUUGCACUUUUCAAAAUAUAUUUUACACCACAAAGCAAUGAUCUGGAAGGUUAUUCACCAUUCGAAGCGCGCUCUCGCAUUGAAUAUAACAAAUAUUUGAACUUUUUCUCAGGACAUGGUUUAGCUGCAACCACAUUAUUGUAUAUUACAGCCAAAGAUGGUAAUUCGAUGCUUCGACCAAGCCAUCUUAAUAACACUAUAGAGGUGCUACAUUUGGCUGAAAACAAUAUCACAUUAUACGAUCCAAUUACACGUCAAAAUCUAUCUUUCAAUGAAUUCUGCAAAGAAUUUUGUGAUAUAAAUGAACCCGUAUUACAGUUUUACAAUGCAUAUAUGAUGCAGAAGUGGAAUCUGCAGAAUGGUGAUCGUCCAAAUCGAUAUUUACAAUUAAAUUAUCCCAUUAGUACUCUAUUUGGUCGUGAGAUAACGAUUCAACCAUACUUUUUUGGUGUGGAAUUAUACAACGGAAAUGAAACAAAAGAGGAUAUCAAUAAAGAAACGGAAGGCAUACUUCAAUUGUUCGGUAAUGAUACAAAUGUUGAUUUAUUGCUAGACUGGAAUGAGACAUAUCCGGCGGUGACGAAUAUGAAAUCAGUGAAGAUGAUCGCAUUACAAUUUCGUGCUCUGGAAAAACCUCAAUGGAGCAGGGAUGAAAUGAAGCAAUGGGAGAUGAGUGUCGUUCAUUUCUUCGAGAAUUAUCAAUCAGAGCAUUUGAUGAUUUAUGUCAUUUCUACCACUUAUAUCGAGAAAGAAAUGAUUCGUGCCGGAAUAUCAUUGUUGCCGUAUCUAACUGUUGGCUUUAUCAUCAUGUGUACCUGUUCUGUAAUUACUGUAGUUGUUCGAGCUGCUUACAUGCAUCAAAAUAAUAUAUUUAAGAUUUUUCUGGCGGUGAUGGCUUGCGCUACGCCAUUGCUAGCAUGUUGUACAGCACUAGCAGUAUUAUUUCUGUGUGGUAUGAGAUUCUCCUCAAUACUUUGCGUCAUACCUUUUCUGGUCCUAUCUGUUGGUAUUGAUAAUUCAUAUCUAAUGAUCCAUGAAUGGCAACGUGUGACGAAAGAAAUACGAAGUGGUGAGAAGAAGAGUGAAACUGUUGGACAUCGAAUGUCUGAGGUACUUAGUGAAGUUGGUCCCGCAAUACUAAUUUCUGCGAUAACCAAUAUAUUAGCUGAUACUGUUGGCUGUUUCACAUCUUCUCCUGAAAUCCGUCUUUUGUGUAUUGGAAAUUUAUUCUCUAUGUUUAUGGCAUAUUUAUAUCAGAUGUCUUUUUAUUCUGCUCUGAUGUCUGUUAUUGGGAAAUUUGAGAUUGAAGCAGAGAAGAAUGAAGAUAAUACUACAAAUAUUACAAUAGAGAAAAGUCAAGUGAGUAUCAGAAAAGGCAGCGAGCUUAGAAAUUCAAGAUUUCAUGAUAAGUCAAAGCUGUAUGUCAGUAAAUACAUGGGAAUAUACGCUGAUAUCAUUUCACGUCCAGUGAUAGCAACGCUUAUCAUUAUUCUUUACAUUACUUAUAUUAUCAUAUUUGUAUGGGGGAUAGCACGAAUGAAUAUCAGUCUUACUUCUGAGAAGCUAUUUCCAGCAGAUUCUCCGCUGAUAAAGCUUAAUGAGCUACGCGAAGAAUAUGAAAUACCGCUCUUUACGAUGGCAACGGUAUUUGUGGAUGUGCCUACAGAUUCGUCUCAAAAACCACCACUUCUUCUGAUGGACAAAAUGGUUCAAGAUUUCGAAAGCCUUGACGGUAGCUGGGGAUCCAAUGGAACUAUGUAUUUUAUGCGCGAUUUCGCCUUAUUCCAGAAUUUUUUACGAUUAAAUAAUGAUUAUGAUUCUGAUUCAUUGGAUGAUGUCAGCAUGACAACAAUCGAACCUGAUGUUUUAUCUAAAUUCAAUAUUGAUGAUCUAGAAAAUUUCUUAGCAUGGCCAGAAUAUGAUUUUUGGUCCGCCUUCGUCCAAUUGCAAAACGUUAGCGCCGAUGGAAAACAAAAAAAAAUGAGACGAUUUUUCUUCACCACAGCCUAUCACGAUAAAAAUUUGAAGGAGUGGACGAUGCGGGGGAAAUUACUGAAACAAUGGCGUGCUAUCGUGGACAAGCCUAUAUACAAAUCAUUCAACGCUGCCGUAUUCCAUCACGACGCCAUUUUUUUGGAUCUGAUCGAUAAUAUGGCAACGGAUACGUGGCAAUCGAUAGCGGGGACGUUGGUUUGUAUGGCUGUGGUAUGCUUCCUCUUUCUUCGGAAUAUGCUUACAGUGGUUAUUGCAACUGCUUCUGUUCUUUCUGUGUCCAUUGGUAUCUUGGGCACGCUAUCCUGGUGGGAUGUUGAUUUGGAUCCUAUUUCAAUGGCCGCCAUGAUAAUAUCUAUUGGCUUUAGUGUUGAUAUUCCAGCACAUGUUGCUUAUCAUUACUGCAAAGCUAGCGGAAAUUCGACACUUCAAAUUAGAAUUGGCAAUUGUCUUACUUCAGUGGGAUUCCCAGCAGUGCAAACAGCAUUGUCCACCAUACUGUGUGUAUACAGCUUAUGGUUCGCCGAAAUUUAUAUGUCGCAGGUUUUUGUGAAAACAGUGGUUUCGUCGGUCAUAUUAUGCAAUUUACAUGGUCUUGUGAUCCUACCAGCUAUACUUUCAAUAAUUCAUCAGACUAGAGCUCGAUUCGACCAAAAUAAAACCUACAGUACACCAGCUGAGCGUGCUGCAAAUAAACAGUUGAAAAAAGCUAGAGAUAGAGCGGCCAAGAUAGCACAAAUACAGGGAAGAAAUAGAAAUCAGCCAGACCUGAAAACGGACCGACCAUCAAUUCCUGAUUUCAAUGUCAUACCUUAG
Messenger RNA from Cercopithifilaria johnstoni, 2997 nucleotides. The record is from the annotation of a GenBank genome assembly. NCBI's taxonomy places the organism in Eukaryota, Metazoa, Nematoda, Chromadorea, Rhabditida, Onchocercidae.